Messenger RNA from Vigna unguiculata (cowpea), 2544 nucleotides. RefSeq names its product G-type lectin S-receptor-like serine/threonine-protein kinase At4g27290. The record is from RefSeq and is a predicted model, not a curated record. NCBI's taxonomy places the organism in Eukaryota, Viridiplantae, Streptophyta, Magnoliopsida, Fabales, Fabaceae. Gene Ontology annotation, cellular component: plasma membrane. Gene Ontology annotation, biological process: protein phosphorylation; recognition of pollen. Gene Ontology annotation, molecular function: ATP binding; protein serine/threonine kinase activity.
AACAAAACCUACAGAAACACAAUGGAGAGCCAACAAAUUCUCAUGCUAAUCAUUUACACUACUUUCUUUUGUUUCAUGCCCACUUCCUCUACUAUCACCCCAAAUCAGUCCUUACAAUAUCAUGAGACACUUGUUUCUUCUGCAGGAACCUUUGAAGCAGGAUUUUUUGGCUUUGAAAACUCAACAAGACAAUAUUUUGGUAUAUGGUACAAGAGCAUACUACCUAGGACUAUUGUGUGGGUUGCCAACAGGAAUGUCCCAGCACAAAACUCAACAGCAGUUCUGAAACUUACUCAUCAAGGAGUUAUUGUCAUUCUUGAUGGCUCUGGAGGAAGAUUGUGGUUCUCCAACUCAUCAAAAAUUGCAGUGAAACCAGUUAUGCAGCUGUUAGAUUCAGGAAACCUUGUUGUGAAAGAUGGAGAGAGCUCAGAGAAUUUCUUGUGGCAAAGCUUUGAUUAUCCUGGAGACACUUUCCUUCCAGGAAUGAAACUGAAAAGCGAUUUUCUUAAGGGUCCAUAUAAGUAUCUCACUUCUUGGAGGGACUAUGACGAUCCAUCUGAAGAUGUGUUUUCUUAUAUGAUCGAUACGAGGGGCUUUCCUCAACAAGUUACUACAAACGGAACUACAAUUUUGUACAGCAUAGGGCCUUGGAAUGGCUAUAUUUUCAGUGGUGUUUCUUGGGAUAGAACCCACACAUUCUUGAGUUUCUCUUUAGAAUUCACUGACGAAGGGGUUUCGUAUGGAUAUGAAACGUUAAACAUUUCAGUGCUUAGUAUAACAAGGCUCAAGCUCAAUCCAAGAGGGGGUACAGAGCGUUUUCUAUGGUCAAACCAAAGACAAAGUUGGGAUAUUGUAAACAGUCAUCCAAUAGAUCAGUGUGAAUAUUUUGGCACUUGUGGUGUCAACUCUAUAUGCAAUAUUAAUAAGCCUCCAAUAUGUGAAUGCUUGCAAGGUUUCACACCAAAGUUUCAAGCAAAGUGGGAUUCUCAUGAUUGGUCUGGUGGUUGUGUGAGAAGAACAAAGUUAAGUUGUGAUAAUGGAGAUUGGUUUAAGGAGUACAGAGGAAUAAAGUUGCCAGAAACGUCUUCUUCCUGGUUUGACAGGAGCUUGAGCCUUGAGGAAUGUGAGACAUUGUGUUUCAGAAACUGCUCUUGUACUGCAUAUGCAAAUUCAGAUAUUAGAGAUGGUGGGAGUGGUUGCUUGCUUUGGUUCCGUGACAUUGUGGACCUGAGAACUCACACUGAUCAAGGGCAAGAAAUUCAUAUACGAAUGCCAUUCUCUGAACGUGGUAUUUUCAUUUCCAAUUCCAUCUUAUGCCCUUUUGCCAGAUUUGGUGGAAAUAUCAUUUAUAAAUAUAAUGUUAUUUAUAAGCAAUUCAUGUCUCCUACUACAUUGGGAGCAGUGAAAAAAGUUAUUCCCUGGAAGCACAUGAUGGAGAAGGAAGACAACAACUUACCAACAAUGUUUCGUUUUUCAACCAUUGAUAUUGCAACAAAUCAUUUUUCUAACAGAAACAAGGUAGGAGAAGGUGGUUUUGGAACAGUACACAAGGGAACGUUGAUAGAUGGGCAAGAGAUUGCAGUUAAGAGACUUUCAAAAACUUCAACACAGGGAACUGAGGAGUUCAAAAAUGAAGUUAAGUUGAUGGCAACACUUCAGCACCGUAAUCUUGUAAAACUUCUUGGUUGGUCUAUUAAAAAAGAUGAGAAGUUGUUGAUCUAUGAAUUCAUGCCCAACAGAAGCUUGGAUUACUUUAUUUUUGAUACAUUGCAAGGCAAAUCAUUAGAUUGGACUAAGCGGUUGAAAAUUGUCGAGGGAAUUGCUCGGGGUCUUAUGUAUCUUCAUCAAGAUUCUAGACUUAGAAUAAUACAUAGAGACAUCAAAACAAGUAACAUUCUUCUUGAUGACAAUAUGAUUCCAAAGAUAUCAGAUUUUGGAUUAGCAAGAAUAUUUGGAGCAGAUCAAGCUGAAGCAAAUACAAACAGAGUGAUGGGAACACAUGGCUAUAUGCCUCCAGAAUAUGCAGGGCAUGGUUGUUUCUCAACCAAAUCUGAUGUUUUCAGUUUUGGAGUAAUUGUUAUUGAGAUAAUUAGUGGAAGGAAGAAUCGUGGAUUUCGUGACCCUCACCAUCAUCUUCUCAACCUUCUUGGCCAUGCGUGGAGAUUAUGGAAUGAAGAAAGGCCAUUGGAGUUAAUGGAUGAGAUAUUAGAUGAUGGUGCAGACUUAUCUUUAGAAAUAUUACGGUGUAUUCAUGUGGGUCUGUUGUGUGUACAACAGAAUCCAGAAAAUAGGCCUAAUAUGUCAUCUGUUGUUUUGAUGUUAAAUGGUGAGAAGUUGCUACCGAGACCAAGCCAACCUGGAUUCUAUAUAGGAAAAGAUCAUAUAGCUGACACUGGAUCUUCAAAGCAACAUGACAGGUGUUCAAUAAAUGAAGUUUCAAUUUCAUCCUUAGAGGCGCGAUAGAACAUUUUUCAUGUAAUGUAGAUAUAUAAAUGAAUACUGUUCAAAUGUGCUGAAACUUGUGUAUAUCUCAUAUGUGUUUUU